GGACUGGCCUGGCGCGGAACCGUGGGCCAGCAGCGCGCUUCGCAGAUUCCGGAUUAGGAGAGUUGGGGCGGAGCCGGGGCCGGCGGGCUUCGGGCUGGCCGGGGCGGGGCGGAGGGCCGGCCCGGGCGGACCGGGGCCGGUGAUCGGCGGCGCCCCAGCUUCAGGUGUUGGGGUGGCUCCACGUCUCCCGGCGCCUGUGGCUUCCGUGAACCCAGGCCGCCCCCAGCGUCCGGAGUGCCGGCCCUCGGCUCCCGCGAAGCCAUGGCAGGGCCGGGCCCGGGGGACCCAGACGAGCAGUACGAUUUCCUGUUCAAACUGGUGCUGGUGGGCGACGCGAGCGUGGGCAAGACGUGCGUGGUGCAGCGCUUCAAGACCGGCGCCUUCUCGGAGCGCCAGAGCAGCACCAUCGGCGUGGACUUCACCAUGAAGACGUUGGAGAUCCAGGGCAAGCGGGUCAAGCUGCAGAUCUGGGACACUGCCGGCCAGGAGCGAUUCCGCACCAUCACCCAGAGCUACUACCGCAGCGCGAAUGGGGCCAUUCUUGCUUACGACAUCACCAAGAGGAGCUCCUUUCUGUCAGUGCCUCAUUGGAUCGAGGACGUGAGGAAGUACGCUGGCUCCAAUAUUGUGCAGCUGCUGAUCGGGAACAAGUCGGACCUUGGCGAGCUCCGGGAGGUCCCCCUGGCUGAAGCGCAGAGCCUGGUGGAGCACUAUGACAUCCUGUGUGCCAUUGAGACGUCUGCCAAGGACUCGAGCAACGUGGAGGAGGCCUUCGUGAGGAUGGCCACAGAGCUGGUCAUGAGGCACGGGGGUCCUCUGCUCAGUGAGAAGAGCACCGACCACAUCCAGCUGGAUAGCAAGGACAUUGGAGAAAGCUGGGGCUGCGGGUGCUGACGGGGGUGCAGGGCAGGCAGGCAGGGGCUUCCCCUUCUCCUUGCUCUGGUCUGCCAAGCCCAGCCCUCCAGAGCUGGCCCUCCAGGGCACCAGUGAUUCUAGAGCAGCUGGAUAAAGUCCUGGAGUCAUUCAUCCCAUGGCCUGGAUGCUUGAUGGGAAAGCUACCCCGAGGAAAGGAGAAGCAGGAUUCCUCCUGCAGGAGGCCUGCUGUCACAGGGCAGGGUGUGGCCCGCCCUGCCAGUCAGUGGCUGUUGCCUUCACGCUCUUACAUUUCAGGACUGGCCCGAGUUCACAGUGCGGACCACAGCUGGAGUGGGGCCUGGACUGUGCCUCCCCUGCUUUAUACAGACGAGUUCUGACCAUUUCACACCUGUGUCUGCUGCAGCCGUAGCAGCAGGUGGCUGCCUCCCAGGGAUGUGACUGGUGCCCAGGUCAUUCCAGGGCCUCCAUAUGAAGCUGCAGAGAGCAGAGCAACCAGCCCAAUAGGUGGUUUCUGAGCACAGCCCUAACUCCUUCCAGGCCAGGAACCUUCUUCACUGCCAGCUCUAAGCUCACAGACACCAUGGGUCCAACUUGCUGCCUUAGCAAGACCUCUCAAGAUUUCCAUGUAGCUUCUUGUUUUCAUUCACAAAAGUGUAGGGUCAUGGCCCACAGCCAAGCAGGGACUGUCUGCUGGCUUGGGGCCAAAGUUUUGUCACUCAGGUUGCAAAAACAGCUAAUUCUUCAGUUCUGGGGUCUCAGAAGCUUGGGGGUUGGGGAAUGAGAUAGGAAUGUGGGCAUUUAAGGGAAAAGUAAAAUCUUGCAUCCUUGAG
Molecule: messenger RNA, 1706 nt
Organism: Eptesicus fuscus (big brown bat)
Lineage: Eukaryota; Metazoa; Chordata; Mammalia; Chiroptera; Vespertilionidae
Gene: RAB43
Product: RAB43, member RAS oncogene family
Exons: 3
Coding region: 262-894 (210 amino acids)
Biological process (GO): regulation of exocytosis; protein secretion
Cellular component (GO): trans-Golgi network
Molecular function (GO): GTPase activity; GTP binding
Source: RefSeq, a predicted model, not a curated record